CCCCCUCUCGGCCCGGCCGGGCCGGGGAGCUCGGGGCCGGAGUCGUGGACGUGACUGGGAGGAGUCUGCCCGCCUCAGGUUUCCGCGCUCGGCCGCGGCCAUGGCGGAGCCCACCGUGUGCUCCUUCCUCACCAAGGUGCUGUGCGCCAACGGCGGCCGCAUGUUCCUGCAGGACCUGCGCGGCAACGUGGAGCUGUCGGAGGCCCGGCUCCGGGACGUGCUGCGCCAGGCCGGGCCCGACCGCUUCCUGCUGCAGGAGGUGGAGAUGAGGGAGGGCCUCUGGGACGCCGAGGCCGAGGUGGCGGCCGGCGCGGGCGGCGGCGGCGGCGGCGGCCCCUGCGCCUGGCGGGUGGUGGCCGUGUCCUCGGCGCGCCUGUGCGCCCGCUACCAGCGCGGCGAGUGCCAGGCCUGCGACCAGCUGCACCUCUGCCGCCGCCACAUGCUGGGCAAGUGCCCGAACCGCGACUGCUGGUCUACCUGCACCCUUUCCCAUGACAUCCACACACCUGUCAACAUCCAAGUACUGAAAAACCAUGGGCUUUUUGGCCUCAAUGAGGCCCAGCUUCGGAUCCUGCUUUUACAGAAUGACCCGUGCCUUUUACCAGAGGUCUGUUUACUGUACAACAAAGGUGAAGCACUUUAUGGCUACUGCAACCUCAAGGAUAAAUGCAACAAGUUUCACGUGUGCAAAUCCUUUGUCAGAGGGGAGUGCAGACUUCAGAAAUGCAAACGGUCCCAUCAGCUCAUUCAUGCCACAUCGCUGCAGCUGCUGCAGGACCAAGGACUGAAUAUUCCAAGCGUCGUAAAUUUUCAGAUCAUCUCUACCUACAAGCACAUGAAGCUGCACAAGAUGCUUGAAAGUCAAGGUAAUGCCGCUUCUCCUGCUGAGUAUUCCCAGGGCCUCCAGAAGCCAGGCGGACAUAUGGCUGGUGCUGCAGAGGCUGGUCCUGUGGCUCCUGUCCCUGCUCCGUCAGCCAAGAAGCCACACACAGGGAAACCGGAAAGGAUGUCCGUGAAAUAAGACGCUUGUCCAGUCAGAAGGUCUGAAAACAAAGCUUCUGUUGAGCUUUAUUUCUAAGUUCCUUCGUGUAAUCACUUAUCAAUAACAGUCAUAGUAAUACCUACCUCACACGUUGCUAUAAAGAUUAAAGAUGACGGAGAAGGGGAGAGUAUCAGGUUGCGUGGAUAACAUUGGGGAUGGGUGAUUGGGGUGUGGUGGGACAUGGAACAGGCAGAGAGGGGAGGACGUGAGUACGGUUGGGGUCAGUCCAGGGCUAACUCUGAAGAUGGCAGAUUCUGCCUGUAGUCCCUGUCAGGUCCCCUAGGCUGGCGAGAGCUCCAAGAGGAGCGGGUUUUGGCUGCCUUGUUCCAUGACCCGGCCAGUGUUUUUUGCACCCACAUACACGGUUUACAUAGUGGUUGUCAGAGACCAUAUAUGGACACUUAGUCCUCUUGUUCUUAACAUUUCAUAAGCCUCUUUCCCUAUUCACAUUUUAUCGUAUAUAAUCAUUUUUAUGCACAGAUACACUAACAUACAGUCAUUUACUUAACGACUUCCCUUAUUCUGGAUGUUUCUGUUCUUUCUAACCAAUUUUGAAUGGAACUCUCUUCCUCAAAUCCUCGCAAUAUUGAAUUUUUAAAUGUAUUCUUUUGCUUAGCUUGUUGGUGCUAAAUGAUAUUGCCUUUUGGCUAAGAUCAAGUGAUUGCAUUUCUUUAAGUAUAUGCAAGGGAAUUUUUUUCCAGGAUGUGUGCUUUCUGUCUGUGUGUGUGUGUGUGCAUUUUGUGCCUGCCCUCCUGGGGCUGAUGUGGGAUGGCAUUUAAUUAGGUUCCUUAAUUUUCAUGAAAGGAUAUGAGUCGUACCGUGCUCACAUGAUACCCAGCUCUCCUGAGUACAUCCCUCAGCCGCACCACAAAACUGUCGAGUGCUCACCAAAGAUUUCUAUCUCACUGUGUCUACUCUGCAUUUCUUAUUAAAAUUUUCGCCAACACCCCCCUUGUGAUAGGGUCGUUCAUCCAUUUCUCAAAGUUGUAUCCAUUCUUUCUGCGGAUCUGGAGGGACUAUCAGAAACCUGUAGACCUUGUCUGUCUCAUGUUGACUUUCUUUCCUUCUCUCUGUCCCCGCCACCUGGCUCUCUUCAUCCAGCUACACUUGGAUGUUUGGUUCUUUGUUUUCAACCAAGGGUACCGCAGAGAAGCUGCAUUAUGACAUCUUUUUCUGUGUUUGCUUUUGUGAUAUUCCCAAAUGUUGAUGUGUAAAGUGGUUUUUUUUUUUUUUUUUUACAUUUUGACUUUCCUGCAAUAACACAAUAUCUGAGAAAUAGGGACGAGGGAGUGAGUUUUGCAUAAAGCUGAAUUAAUUUAGCGUAGAACCAUAUUUUAUCACGAAAUGCUAUCUUCCCUGCUGGGGGGAGGUGGGCCAAAAUAUCCUUUGCAAAGUGAGAAAUUGCUGUGUUUUCUCCUACGGGCAGUAAGAUCAUGCUGCUUCUGUGAACCUUUUCACCUUUGCCAUCCACAACAGUAUUUCUGAAAGCCCUUAGGUUCUGCAUACUUUGUUUCCUUUUUCCUAGUUCUGAUUUCUCCUGGUGCUAUUUUUUUUUUUUUUUAAUUAUUUUGACGGGGCACCUGGGUGGCUCAGUGGGUUAAAGCCUCUGCCUUUGACUCAGGUCAUGAUCCCAGGGUUCUGGGAUCGAGUCCCGCAUCAGGCUCUCUGCUCAGCAGAGAGCCUGCUUCCUCCUCUCUCUGCCUGCCUCUCUGCCUACUUGUGAUCUGUCACAUAAAUAAAAUCUUUUAAAAAAUUAUUUUAAUAUUUUAUUGUUAUUCACAUUUUAUUCUUUUACCAUGUGUAUUUUUUCUGUAAGCCAUGUUUAGUUCUUAAUGGGAACAGAUAGGGUACACAUGUAUAUCCUGGACAUUAGGAGACUUGGUGGACUUUUACAGGCUUGUGUUCUUGUUAUGUAUCUUAUUACUAUGCUUUUAUAUGCAUGAAAACGACCCUCUGUAAUUUUUGUUGCAAUGUUUUCUUCAGUUCUCUAAUAGUUCAUUUAAAGCUUAGUUCUGUUAGUAUCCAUUCUGUAAAGAUAUUUCAUAUAACCCUGCUUGACCCUCUUUCAUCUCAUGAUUCAGCUGUUCGAAUGGUUUCUCAUUGGAAUUGGGGGAGGUGGUUUUCUUUGGUCAUUUAUCAAGGCUUCGCAGGUGAAGCUGCGCAUCUGUGGGCUCCGCAGAUCCAACAUACCCUACGGGAAAUGAUGACCUUUCCUACAGUCUUGUUCCUCCUUUGGUUGCUUUAUUUCGGAGUUGUCACCACCUAGGACUUAACCCAAAACUCUGCCAAGUGCCCUGUCCUCUUCUUUCUCCUGGUUCCUGGGGUCAAACCCAUUACUCAGGGUUGGAGAUUAGUUUCCCUUCAAAGAAUCUCAAAUUUGUAUCCUCCUCUGCCUCUUUCUCUCCCUCCGGGACACACCGCCUUCUUUCUAACCCCCUUCGCCUCUUGCAUCUGUUGCACAGAUGGACGAUUCACUGGUUUUCCAGUCGUGUCUCGUGAGAGUAUUUUUAUAGGACGUGCUAGGUGGCCCCCUGCUCUCCUUCCGUGAUGGCAGUCCCGUUUUAAAUUUUUCGUCAAAUGGGCUUUUUAUGGAUUUCGUUGAUCUCUUGCCACCCUUCUACCUCCCUGCCUUCCGUCCUGUGCCUGGUGGAUCUUUCGAAAUGCAGACCUGAUCACAUUGCUUUGUUCUGCCAUAACCUUCAUGGGUCCCCAUAAGGCAAGUAGGAGGCAUAAACUCAGACGCCUUCUUGGAUGAGAAGGGGGAGCUGACGAGGACGAUGUGAGCCGGAUGUAGAAGAAAUGGGGGAAAAGAGCAAGUGUCAUAACAAUUUGUCCCAUCUGAGUGGGGCCCCUGCCUCUUGUGCCCAUGUGGGGGUGUGAGCCCAUUUUUGUCAUGUUUCUCAGUUAGUCGAAGGAAGCCAGAUCCAGAUUUUAUAAUACAUUUUCAGAUUUUUAAAUACUGGCUUUUGACUGACUUUUAAAAAUGCAGACCAAUAUUGUGUGUGCUGACCUAUUUGCAGUUUUUGGAAUGUGCCAUUUUAUUGUAUGACUCUCUGUGCUUGUAAAUGAUGUUCCCAUUAAGUGCCACUCCUUCCCUCUUCCAGCCUCAAAACCUGGCAAAAUCAGAUUCUUUGAAAAUGCUAAGUUAGUCUUUUCUGCCCCCAGGAAGGGUGGUUCUCUUAGUGUUUUCAGCGUUCUAGCCCAACACUUACUCUGCCAUGCUUUCUGCUUCUGUUCCCUAGCCUUGAGCAAAAACAAAACCAUUAUUUCUUCUUUUUGGACAAGUCUCCAAAAAGAAUUUUUUUUGGCAUAUAACGAAUCAAACUUUGUGAAUCCAUGGAAUCAGUAUCAUAUUGGUCUUCAUGGUUCUUCUCCCCACAUUGAUAUUUUCCAUUUUCAAAAAGUCUUUUUCCCCUAAGGAAUGUGUUAUUUAAAGUAAACAUCUUUUUGGUACUUCAGUUUGAAUCAUCUAGAUCUAAAAUUAACUGUUUAAGACUUAUGCUCUUGAUACUAAUCUUUCCAUCAAGGAAUUAAGUCUCUUCAUUGCUGAUGGGUUCCUUGAUUUCUUUCAUUAUAAUUUGUUCUUAUUUUUGUCUAGCCUUCUAUAUCCCUCAUUAUAUUGAUUUUUUUUCUUGACUACAUACAUCUGUAUUGCUACUCUGUAUGGGAAUCUCUGUCUUUAGAAUUCUAUUGAUUUUUAAAAUAUUUGUCUUUUGUUGAAUUAUCUUUGUCCUAACAGUGUUAGACGGCCUUUAUGUUUCUUCUAAAUAUAAAAUCAUAGCUGCAAAAAGAUUUGGCUAUUCUUAUGGAUUUCUAUUUUGUGUUAAAUAAAAUUGUGGUGAAAAGAUAUUUUUUGAUACUUCUUCAUUAAAUAUCAAGUUAAUUGUUCAUUUUAAACAAAUGUUCUCUACUUAAUAAGGGAAAUUACAUUUAUUGUUUGUUAGAAGCUUUUAGUAACGAUGGUAUCUUUUGCAUAAUCAUGUAAUUUUUAUCACUUAAAUCACCUAAUGUGAUUAUAUUACUGGUUUUACUAUAUUAAAACAUUUUAAAUUCCGAGUAACUCUACUUGACUAUGGCAUAUACUCUUUCAAUGUAUUGCUUUUCCCUUUUUUGGUAAUUUUUAUUACAAUUAUGUGCAUCAAUACAUUAAUAAAUAAAAUUCAUUUAUAUUUUA
This is a messenger RNA of Mustela lutreola (European mink), 5216 nucleotides long. RefSeq names its product zinc finger CCCH-type containing, antiviral 1 like (gene ZC3HAV1L). Gene Ontology annotation, molecular function: metal ion binding. The transcript is spliced from 4 exons. The record is from RefSeq and is a predicted model, not a curated record. Lineage: Eukaryota; Metazoa; Chordata; Mammalia; Carnivora; Mustelidae. Bases 101 to 1021 code for a protein of 306 amino acids.